Molecule: messenger RNA, 2392 nt
Organism: Carya illinoinensis
Lineage: Eukaryota; Viridiplantae; Streptophyta; Magnoliopsida; Fagales; Juglandaceae
Product: disease resistance protein RUN1-like
Exons: 2
Coding region: 113-1306 (397 amino acids)
Biological process (GO): signal transduction; defense response
Molecular function (GO): ADP binding; ATP hydrolysis activity
Source: RefSeq, a predicted model, not a curated record
CCGCAUGGACUUCUAUUUAUUAAGGAGAGUCGAUGAUCAUGUCCAACUCUCUCCAUGCAGUAAGUAGAUUCAGGCAUUACAUACAGUACACUUGCACUGAUUAAUUUCUUCCAUGGCCUCUUCUUCGUUCUCUUCUUCUGACACCUUUCCAUGGUUCUAUAACGUCUAUGAUGUGUUUUUGAGCUUUAGACGAGGAGAAGAUACUUGUGAUACUUUUAUUGCCCAUCUGGGCCAUGCUUUAGCUAGAAAGGGAAUCAACACCUUCAGAGAUGAGGAUGAAGUUAAAAGGGGUGAUGCGAUUUCACCUACACUUCUCAAAGCCAUAGAAGAAUCAAGGAUUUCCAUCAUUGUACUCUCAAAAAAUUACGCAUCGUCAACAUGUUGCUUAGAUGAGUUAUUAAAGAUUCUUGAGUGUCAAAAAUCAAAACAACAACCAAUUCUACCAGUGUUUUACCAAGUAAAUCCAUCAGAUAUUCAAUAUGAAAGAGGCAAUUUUGGAGAAGCAUUGGCUAAGCAUGCUGAGAAUUUGAAUGUAGACAUGAAGAAGUUGCAGCUGUGGAAGGCAGCCCUACAGAAAGUUGCCAAUUCGACCGGGUUCGUUCUCGAAAAUGGGAAUGAAGAUUCUGAAUGCAUUGAAGCAAUCGUUCAACAAGUCUCAUUAAUAAGUCUCAUGGCUUAUCGUUCAUAUUUAUAUGUUGCCAAGCAUCCUGUUGGACUAAUACAUUGUGAACAAUGGCCAAUACAUCACGUAGAAGAUCCUGUCAAAAAUUUGCGUUUAAUUAGUAUUCGGACAAACGACGUACGAAUGGUAGGGAUCUUUGGAUAUGGAGGAGUUGGUAAGACAACUUUAGCCAAAGCAAUUUAUAAUUCAAUUGCUUUUCAAUUCGAAGCUAGUUGUUUUCUUGAAAAUAUUCGUCUCACUUCGAAUCAAGAGUAUGGUUUGGCUCAAUUGCAAAAAACCCUUCUCUCCAAGAUCUUCGGAGAUGGUAGAAGUUUGAAGGUGGACAAUAUUGAUAUGGGAAUCGAUAUGAUAAAACAUAAUCUUCAUUCUAAAAAAGUUCUUCUAAUUCUUGAUGAGAUUGACCGUGCUACCCAACUAGAAGUGUUGGCAAGACAUCGUGAUUGGUUUGGUAAAGGUAGUAGAAUCAUCAUCACAACAAGAGAUAAAGAGUUUGUGAUUCGUUCGCGAGUUAAUGUCAUAUAUGAGAUGAUCGCAUUUAAUCAUGACGUAGCUGUUCAACUAUUUCCUUGCAAUGCUCUCCAAAGAGAGAUCACAUUUGACGGUUUUAGAAAAUUUGUGGAAUAAAUGAUCAUGAUAGAUAAGGACGAUCCACUAGUUUCCACAGUUGUUUGUUCGGAUUUCUAUAGUAGAAGUGAAAGUGUGUGGAUACAAGCUUUGGAUCAAGACAAGAAAAUCGCUUGCAAUAAUAUUUAUAGCGGAUUUCAAACAAUUUGGGAUAGAUUAAGUGGAAAUGAAAAGAAUAUUUUUCUUGACAUAGCAUGUUUUUUCAUUGGAGAUGUGUUUGAUGAUGUCAUUAAGAUACUAGAUAGCUUUGGUUUUUCCCCAAACGUUUGGAUCCCAAGACUUAUGGAGAAAUGCCUUAUUUACAAGUGCGACGAAAGAUUGCAAAUGCAUGACAGGUUCCGUGAUAUAGGUAGAAAAUUGUUCGACAAGAAUCACCCCAAAAUCCAGGAGCACGCAGCAGAUUAUUCUUUCAUGAAGACGUUCGAGAAGUAUUCGAGACAGAUACGGUAAGUUAGAUUGAAAUCUCUUUUAAUUAAACAUUGUUUCUUUGGCAGAUGUGACAUAUAUGUGUGUGUACAUAUAUGAAUAAUUUAUUUUCUGAUUCUGUUGGCACACUUAUUAUGCAUUGUCUUCCAAUAUAGGGAACAGAUAGAGUUGAAGCAAUCUUGGUAGAUUUGCCUAAAGGCAGUGACAUCAUCCGCUUGAGUCCCAAGGCAAUAAAAAAAAUUACGAGAGGACUCAGAUUCUUUAGAUGCCGCAAUGCACAUUUUUUGGCCUAAAUGUCAUUUGAAAUUUCAAUCACAAUUUCAUGGAUUCGGAUCAUGUAGCGUUGUGGUACUUACCUACAGAACAUAUUACGCAUCAACGAGUUAGCAAAUCCAAAUGGAUGGAAGUCAACUUUCAAAGAGGCAUCGUGUUGAUUAGGAUGAUGACCAUGAUCAUCACGAUAUUGAAUCCAACUUGUAUCCACAACAAAGGAGGCCUCCUUCAACCUUGGACAUCAAACGUUUUCUGGAGACUGAUUAUUAAAUUCGUUUCAAGUGUAUGGAGGAGCUAGCAGUUAUGUCAAGUAGUUAUUUUAUUUUGUAUUUAGCUUGUUCUUCAUAUGAAUGAAAAUAAGAUUAUUUAGCCCGAAGUAUUCUUGAA